UUUUUUUUUUCCUUUUCAAGUGAAGCCCUAACAGUCACGAAAUGUGCCUCUAUAAAUUGCGGUAUUGUGCACAUCAAUUAACUCCUCCUUCAGCAUAAAUUUGUAUUAUUCGCAAUGGACAACGAACCUUCUCAAAUAUCCAAGUUAAAAGCCAAACCCCGUGUACAUUUCGGCUCUUUAGAAGGUCUUGAGCCAGCAAAAAGGGCACGUAUCGAAGAAUCAUCGAAUAUUGGUGGAAUCGAUUUGGAUGCUUUAGUGGCCGAAAAUAGACAACCUGGAUACUCUGUCAGUUUAGGAGAAGCGGACAAAGAGCUACUUGAAGAAUUCGAGAGACGGAAAAGAGCAUACCAAUUAGCCGUACCAACGGAUGAUAAGCGUGUGAGGCGACGCUUACAGGAGAUCGGGGAACCACAAUGUCUAUUUGGUGAAGGCCCUGGGGAUCGUCGCGACCGUUUAAGGUUUUUAUUAUCCAAAAUCCAAGGUCGUCAAGCUGAAAGUGAAGAAGAAUCAGAAAGCGAAGAUGAGGACGAAGAGAAAGCAACAGAGGAACAAGAAGAAUUCUUUACCCCCGGUUCAGCAGAAUUAUUACAAGCACGUCAAUGGAUCACAAAGUAUUCUUUACCAAGAGCUAGACGACGAAACGAACGGCAAAAGAUCGAGUCGGAAAUCCCUCUUGCAUUACUCAAAGCCAGUCGAAAAGAAUUACAUACCAAGCUAAAGGCAUAUACUAAUUGGUCCUCGCAAAUUGCUGACAAUCGACCUAUUGCUCAAUGUGCAUUUAGUCCUGAUUCUUCAUUACUUGUAACAGGAUCAUGGUCCGGUUUAUGUAAAGUGUGGUCAAUACCAGACUGUGAGUCAAUAUUGACACUGAAAGGGCAUAACGAUAAGGUUGGAGGUGUUGUAUUUCAUCCGGAAGCGACAAUCACUCAAGAAAAAAGCGCUUUAAAUAUAGCAACAAGUGGAGCAGAAGGAGAGAUCCAAUUAUGGAAUUUACAGAGUGAAUCACCCAUGUCCACACUAAAAGGACAUGUAACACGUGUCGCUAGAAUAGGAUUCCACCCCUCUGGAAAAUACCUCGGUAGUGCAAGCUUUGAUGGUACAUGGCGUUUAUGGGAUUUAGAAACUACCCAAGAACUAUUACUCCAAGAAGGCCAUUCAAAGGAAGUUUAUGCCAUUGGUUUUCAAUGCGAUGGUAGCUUAGUAGCAACAGGUGGCUUGGAUGCGAUUGGAAGAGUUUGGGAUAUGCGUACAGGACGGUCAUCGAUGACUUUGGAAGGACACAUGAAGGAUAUUUUAGGACUGGAUUGGUCACCCAACGGAUACCAUUUAGCAUCUGCUAGUGCCGAUAAUACAAUGUGAAAUAUAGUAAAGGUGUUCCAGGAGUGAAAGACAACAGCCCAUCAGAUCCACAUAAUAUUGCCGGUCUUUACUUAACUACCUCAGGUUAUGACGGAUGCGUUAAAAUAUGGUCAGGAGACGAUUUUAAGCUAAUCAAGAGUUUGAAUGGACAUGAUGGAA
Messenger RNA from Mycotypha africana, 1518 nucleotides. Its product is annotated as WD40-repeat-containing domain protein. The transcript has 7 exons. Lineage: Eukaryota; Fungi; Mucoromycota; Mucoromycetes; Mucorales; Mycotyphaceae. Gene Ontology annotation, biological process: mRNA splicing, via spliceosome. The record is from RefSeq and is a predicted model, not a curated record. Bases 115 to 1359 code for a protein of 414 amino acids. Gene Ontology annotation, molecular function: U4 snRNA binding; U6 snRNA binding; protein binding. Gene Ontology annotation, cellular component: U4/U6 x U5 tri-snRNP complex.